Messenger RNA from Clupea harengus (Atlantic herring), 5127 nucleotides. It is a transcript of the gene dcc, whose product is annotated as DCC netrin 1 receptor. Lineage: Eukaryota; Metazoa; Chordata; Actinopteri; Clupeiformes; Clupeidae. Gene Ontology annotation, cellular component: membrane. The record is from RefSeq and is a predicted model, not a curated record. Gene Ontology annotation, biological process: cell-cell adhesion. Gene Ontology annotation, molecular function: protein binding.
UGGGAAUAUAUCUAUCCAUGUUUUUUGAUAAUGCCAGCGUUUGACUCCAGAAGUCUUUGGCCUGUCUUUCAAAUUCAUCAAUAUACCCAACGCACAUCGACAUGCAGCCCGAAAUAAACAAUGCUAGCAUGUCUCAAAGUAAACAAUGCUAACGUCUUCUCCCUCUGUCUCUGUCUCUCUCUCUCAGGCACGGAAGAGAGCCGGGGCUUCGUGGAGCUGCGUUUCGUGCUGGAGCCUCUGGACACGGUGACGGUGCGGGGCGGCGUCCUGCAGCUGGACUGCGAGGCGCACUCGGAGAGCGGCGCGCCGGCCAUCGCCUGGAAGAAGGACGGCGUGCUGCUGAGCGCCAUGGUGGACGAGCGGCGGCAGCAGCUGGCCAACGGCUCGCUCCUGGUGCACAACGUGGUGCACUCGCGCCACCACCGGCCCGACGAGGGCCUCUACCAGUGCCUCGCCAACCUGGAGGGCGCGGGCGCCAUCGUCAGUCGCACCGCCAAAGUCACCGUUGCCGGCCCCUUGAGGGUGGUGGUGCCCACUGAGUCGGUGUCUGCCCACCUGGGGGACACGGCGCUGUUGCGGUGCGAGGUGACGGGCGAGCCCAUGCCCGUGGUACGCUGGCAGAAGAACCGCGAGGACCUACCCUCGGGGACAGGCGCCGCCGGCGGCAGCGGCGGGGGAGGGGACGCCCGCGUGGUGGUGCUGCCCUCGGGCUCGCUGCAGGUCAGCCAGGUGCAGCCGCCCGACUCCGCCACCUACCGAUGCCUGGCGGAGAACCCCAGCAGCGCCCGCACGGGCACGGACGGAGACCUGCGUGUGCUGCCAGAGCCAGGAGUGGUGCGGAGCCUGGAGUUCCUGCAGAGGCCGGUGAAGGUGACGGCGCUGCAGGGGAGAGACGCCGUGCUAGAGUGCUCCGCCACAGGCUACCCCAAUCCCUCCUUCUACUGGAUGAAGGGCGAAGAGAUGAUCCAGAGCCAAUCUAAGAAGUACUCCCUGCUGGGCGGCAGCAACCUGCUGAUUAACAGCGUGAGCGACGACGACGCCGCCACCUACAGCUGCGUGGCGCACAACGCCAACGAGAACAUCACGGCGUCCUGCGAGCUGACCGUGCUCGUGCCUCCGCAGUUCCUGAACUAUCCGGCGAACAUGUACGCCUACGAGAGCACAGACAUCGAGAUGGAAUGCGCCGUGACAGGAAACCCUCAUCCCAAGGUGCACUGGGUGAAGAAUGGAGAGGUUGUCAUCCCUAGUGACUACUUCCAGAUCGUGGAGGGCAGUAACCUCCAAAUCCUGGGGCUGGUGAGGUCAGAUGAGGGCUACUACCAGUGUGUGGCGGAGAACGACGCGGGCAACGCUCAGGCCACCGCCCAGCUCAUCCUGCAGGAACCCGUUGUCCCGAGCUCAGGCGCCCUCCCCUCCGCUCCCCGUGACGUGGUCCCUGUCCUUGUGUCCAGUCGUUCUGUGCGCCUCAGCUGGCGCCCCCCAAUGGAGGCCCGCGGAAACGUCCACACCUAUGGUGUCUACUAUUCACAGGAGGGGAUCAACAGGGAGAGGUCUAUCAACGUGACGGAGCCCGAGACGCUGCUGCUGACGGUGGCCAGCCUGAAGCCGGAGCAGACCUACACCUUCCGGGUGGUGGCCUACAACGAGCUCGGCCCGGGGGAGAGCUCCGAGUCCAUCCGCCUGACCACCAAACAAGAGCUGCAGGUUCCUGGUCCAGUGCAGAACCUGCAAGCCCAGGCUACCUCUGCCACCUCCAUCGAGGCAUCCUGGGACCCCCCCGCCUACACCAAUGGACCCAUCCAGGGCUACAGGCUGCUGUGGACAGAGAACUCUUCUGGAAAGGAGCAGAGUAUUGAUGUGAUCGCUCAGAGCUACAAGAUGGAGGGGCUUAAGAAGUUCACAGAGUACUCUCUGCAGUUGCUGGCCCUCAACCGCUUCGGGCCAGGCGUGGCCUCAGACGACAUGGCCAUCACCACCCUUUCAGAUGUACCGAGUGCUGCCGCUCAGAACAUCUCCCUUGAAGUUGUGUACUCCAGGAGCAUCAAAGUCAGCUGGAUGCCGCCAGCAACCGGCACGCAGAACGGCUUCAUCACCGGCUACAAGAUCCGGCACAGGAAGACGGGCCGACGCGGGGACCAGGAGGCCAUCGAGCCCAACAACCUGUGGUACCUGUUCACAGGGCUGGACAAAGGUAGUCAGUAUAGCUUCCAAGUGGCGGCGAUGACUGCCAAUGGCACAGGCCCGUACAGCGAGUGGUACAUGGCCGAGACACCGGAGAACGACCUUGACGAGACCCAGGUUCCCAAUCAGCCCAGCUCGCUGCACGUGCGACCCCUACCCAACAGCAUCAUCAUGAGCUGGACGCCCCCCCUCAACCCCAACAUCCUGGUCCGGGGCUACAUCAUCGGCUACGGCGUGGGCAGCCCGUACGCAGAAACUGUCCGCGUGGAUAGCAAGCAGCGCUACUUCUCCAUCGAAAAUCUGGAGCCCAGCUCCCACUAUGUUAUCUCCCUGAAGGCCUUCAACAACGCCGGUGAAGGGGUGCCGCUGUACGAGAGCGCCACGACCAGGUCCAUGUCGGAUACCUCCACCCCCAUGAUCCCCCCCGUAGGUGUCCAGGCGGUGGCUCUCACCUCAGACUCGGUGCGGGUCAGCUGGGCAGACAACUCUAUGUCCAAGAACCAGAAGGCCACCGAGGUCCGGUACUACUCCGUCAAAUGGAAGACUAGCCACUCUACCAGUGGCAAGUUCAAGUCUGCAGACACCACAGCCCUGAGUCACACGGUCACCGGCCUCAGGCCCAACACCAUGUACGAGUUCUCCGUCAGGGUCACCAAAGGUCACAAGUCAAGCACGUGGAGUAUGACGGCACACGCCACCACCUAUGAAGCAGCGCCCAGCUCCGCGCCCAAGGACCUGACGGUGAUCAGCCGGGAGGGGAGGCCGCGGGCCGUGCUCAUCAGCUGGCAGCCUCCCAUGGAGGCCAACGGCAGGAUCAUCGGCUACCUGCUGUAUUACACGCUGGACAAGAACAUGCCCAUUGACGAGUGGGUGAUGGAGGCCAUCCCUGGGGACCGGCUCACCCACCAGGUGAUGGACCUCAAUCUGGACACCACCUACUACUUCCGCAUCCAGGCCAAGAACGCCAAGGGUGUGGGGCCCCUGUCUGACCCCGUCCACUUCAGGACGUCCAAAGUCGAACACCCAGACAAAAUGGCCAACGACCAAGGUCGCCAUGGAGACAGCAGCUACUGGCCCUCCGACAACAACCUGAUCGACAGGAGCAGCCUAAACGAACCUCCCAUUGGUCAGAUGAGGCCCCCCCACGGCUCGGUGACCCCCCAGAAAAACAGCAACCUGCUGGUGAUCAUCGUGGUUUCCGUGGGAGCCGUCACCAUCGUGGUGGUCGUCAUCGUGGCUCUUAUCUGCACGCGUCGCUCUUCGGCUCAACAGAGAAAGAAGCGGGCCACCCACAGUGCAGGCAAGAGGAAAGGCAGCCAGAAGGACCUGCGGCCGCCGGACCUGUGGAUCCACCACGAGGAGAUGGAGCUGAAGAACAUCGAGAAGCCCUCCAGCUCGGCGCCGUCGGGCCGCGAGUCGCCCAUUCAGAGCGUCCAGGAGAUAGCCCCCGUCAGCCACAGCCAAUCAGAGAGCCAGAUGGGCAGCAAGAGCAGCCACUCAGCGGAUGGAGAUGAUGUGUCCAGCAGCAUGUCCACCCUAGAGCGCUCCCUGGCUGCCAGGAGGGCAACGCGCACCAAGAUGAUGAUUCCCAUGGAUUCACAGCCCAGCAACACACCGGUGGUGAGCGCCAUCCCCGUGCCCACGCUUGAGAGCAGCCAGUACCCGGGCAUCCUACCCUCGCCCACCUGUGGCUACACCCACUCCAAGUUCACCCUCAGACCCAUGCCUUUCUCCACCCUCACCGUGGACAGGGGCUACGCCGCAACCAUAUCCACAGAGGGCCCCACGCCCAUAGCAGGGCAGCAGCAGACGAUGAUCCCGUCGGCGGCCGGGUCUGUGGCGGGGUCGGAGCACGGCUCAGCGGAGGAGGCGCCGAGCCGCACCAUCCCCACCGCCUGCGUGCGGCCCACGCAUCCGCUCCGCAGCUUCACCAACCCCCUCCUGCCCCCACCCAUGGGCAACAUCGACCCCAAGGUCUACACGCCCAUGAUGCCACACUCAAGCGUCACUCUCCCGAAGGCCCAGGUUAAGACAGCCUCCCUGGGCCAAGCAGGCAAAGCCAGAUCACCUCUCCUGCCCGUGUCCGUGCCAACGGCCCCAGAGGUGGGCGAAGACGGCCAGAAGCCCCCCGAGGAUCCAGCAAGUGUUUACGAGCAGGACGACUUGAGCGAGCAGAUGGCCAGCCUGGAGGGCCUGAUGAAGCAGCUCAACGCCAUCACCGGCUCGGCGUUUUAACAGCAGGGCUGCGCCGUGACGUGACAUGACGGAUCGGCAUGCGUCCCGCAGUAGUACAAACACCUUUUUUGGGGGGGGGCAGCUGAGGGCGGAGGUGGCACUGGACUCCCACGGACUGUCACAGAAACGAAAAAACAAAACAAAAACAAAAAAACAGCCACCCCUGUCCACGGCUCCUCUGUGCCCACCCUCUUCUGCUCUCUCUCUUUCUCUCUCUUUCUCUCUCUCUUUCUCUCUCUUUCUCUCUCUCGCUCUCUUUCUCACUGCGCUGCCAUCCUUUAACAACAAUGAACAAGAAAACCUUGGAAAGAAAACUAGAGCAGGAUGACUAAAAAGGGAAUCCCUGGGCAAAGACUCUGUUGCAGAGGCGUUUCAAAACCAAGAAUCUCCAUCCUGUCUCUUGCCCCAACACUCACCACCCACCCACCAGACCCAAAACUUUGUCCUUUGAUUUGUAAACCAUGGUUAUCGUACGAUGUUUUCUGUUGUGGUUGUCGUUACGUGUGAUGUGUGUUGGUUUUGAUGGCACUGCCGUCAUGACUGAAACCUUAUCGACGGCUAGUCGCGACACCCGCCCCCCCCCCCCAACCCACGGCCCGCCCAUCAACAUGGCUUCCGUCAGACAUGAACAAUCCCUGGAUCAAUCCCAUAAUAACCGCCUCUUUCGUAACCAAGUGCUUGUGUGAGGUAUCUCUGCCUUUCCGGCCCUUA